Messenger RNA from Amphiprion ocellaris (clown anemonefish), 1355 nucleotides. It is a transcript of the gene tspo, whose product is annotated as translocator protein. Gene Ontology annotation, cellular component: mitochondrial outer membrane. The coding region runs from base 315 to 800 and encodes 161 amino acids. The transcript has 4 exons. Lineage: Eukaryota; Metazoa; Chordata; Actinopteri; Pomacentridae. The record is from RefSeq and is a predicted model, not a curated record.
GUUAGCUUCUGUAAUUUCUCGGCCUUUGUACCGCCGCAUCGUUACACAACACAUUAUUUUUUUGAGCUACCGGAGCAGCCGUUGGUCGCCGCCAAUCGUUCGCUGAACGCGGCGGGACGUCACGUCGCUGGUGUCGGCUCCAGAGGCGGUGCUGGCUGGGAGUGUCUGAGGAGUGACCGCUCCGAUAAGACCGCCCUGCCCACUAAAUAACUAUAUCACAAUACAGCAGCAUGCCAUAGCAGUUAGCUUCCUGUGUGUAGCUUUAGCCCGCAGCACGACGUCAGUACCGAGGAGCUGACAGCAGAGACUCGAUCAUGUGGCUGCCUUUGGUUGGGAUGACGGCCCUGCCACACCUGGGUGGGUUCUAUGGUGGCUACAUCACACGCACGCAAGUGAAGACCUGGUACCCAACCCUGCAGAAACCAUCAUGGCGUCCACCGAAUGGAGCGUUCCCUAUAGUGUGGACGUGUCUGUACACAGGAAUGGGGUAUGGCUCCUACCUGAUAUGGAAAGAGCUUGGAGGUUUCACUGAGGAUGCUGUGGUUCCACUGGGGCUUUAUGGGCUGCAGCUCGCUCUGAACUGGGCCUGGACUCCUCUUUUCUUUGGUGCACACAAGCUGAAAUGGGCGCUGAUUGAGAUUGUGCUUCUCACUGGGACUGUGGGAGCCACCAUGGUGUCCUGGUAUCCCAUCAGCCGCACAGCCACUUGGCUGCUGGCACCUUAUCUGUCCUGGCUGUGCCUCGCCUGCAGUCUGAACUACUGCAUAUGGAGAGACAACCCUGAGAAGAAGGAAGAGUAGGGGACAAGUCUGUGAAGAAACUACUUAAAUUCUGAAUCAUCGCAUUAAAUUUUUUGAAGAUCUUCCCGCAGAGUUCAGCUUUUUAUCUUCAUUAUACAGUUUGUUUUACAGCGUCAAGUUCUCAUAGACCUGUCAGGUUGUGUGUUGGUCGGACAACGUGCAGAAAGUAUUUGAAACAUUCUGAGAUCAUUUGGACCUGGAGUUUGUCCUGCAGAUUACCUUCCUCAGCUGCACCUGAGCUGUUAAUCUGUUGAACUGUAAGGCAGAGUGCUACUGAUAAAUAUUAACAAAACAUUAAUGGAUCUUUGCUAAAGAAAAAUGUUCCCCCAUUUAUAGCUCUUAAAAUUUAUUUGCUAGUAUAUCGUCACAAAAAUGCACUAUGGAUCAGGCAGGGUGAUUACAUUUUUUUGUGUGUGUUUAUGUGCUUUUUCAAGAGAAGUGUAAAACUGUAUUUGCUUUUUUAUGAAGAAUAUCCCAAGUGUGAAUUUCAUUGUGAUUCAUGUAACACUCAUCAGUUUCACUCACUAUAAUAAAUACAUGGAUACAUUUUCUCAA